UUACUUCCCCACGAGUAGAAAGCCUUUCUCCUCGUUUCCUAUAUCCUAUAUAUACGCUCACCCGCCACAGAAAAGGAACUCAUCUGCACCAGAAGCGCAACAAUUAAGCUACACAACAAGGGAUCAACGCAACAGAAACAACUACGAGUCCGCAAAGAAGAUGUCAAUCAUCAGCGAGCGAUGGACGCGGGUGCGCACGCUGGGCCGCGGCGCCUCGGGCGCCGAGGUGUUCCUCGCGGCAGACGACGCGUCGGGGGAGCUGUUCGCGGUCAAGUCGGCGAUCACGUCCGGCGCAGCGGCGCUCAGGAGGGAGCAGGCGAUCAUGUCCGUGCUGCAAUCCCCGCGCGUCGUCUCCUGCGUCGGCGGCAGCGCCGGGCGUGACGGGUCGUACCAGCUGUUUCUCGAGUUCGCCCCCGGCGGCUCGCUCGCCGACGAGAUUGCCAAGGAUGGGGGCCUCGAGGAGCGCGCCGUUCGGGCCUACGCCGCCGACGUGGCGGCCGGUCUCGCGUACCUUCACGGCGCUGGGACGGUGCACGGGGACGUGAAGGCGAGCAACGUGGUGAUCGGCGCCGACGGCCGCGCCAAGCUCGCGGAUUUCGGGUGCGCGAGGAAGGCCGGUGGUGGCCCGAUCAUCGGCGGCACGCCGGCGUUCAUGGCGCCGGAGGUGGCGCGAGGGGAGGAGCAGGGCCCGGCGGCCGACGUGUGGGCGCUGGGAUGCACGGUCGUGGAGAUGGCCACCGGCCGCGCGCCCUGGAGCGGCGCGCACGGCGACGCGCUCGCGGCGCUGCACCGGAUCGGAUACACUGAUGCCGUACCCGAGGUGCCACAGUGGCUAUGUGCCGAAGCGAAGGAUUUCUUGGCCGGGUGCCUGUCCAGGAAAGCCAAUGAUCGGUGCACGGCGGUGCAGCUGCUGGAGCACCCGUUCUUGGCAUCCGCUGCUGUGCUCGACAGGAAGAUUGAAGAUGUCAAGAACAAGUGGGUGUCGCCCAAGAGCACGCUGGACGCGGCAUUGUGGGAGUCAGAGUCAGACAAUGAUGAAGCCGACGACGAGCUGUCGACGCACCGCGCGGCCGAGAGGAUCAAUGCAUUGUCCUGCCUUGCCUCGGCGGUUCCAGACUGGGACUCCGACGAGGGCUGGAUCGACGUGCUCUCUGCGCCAACCGAAGCAUCCGACGCAGUUGCCAUGCCGGCCGUGGAGACCACUGACCUGAAAGGCGCAACCACAAGCGAAGAACAAUCUGCAGAUUGUGGCGUUCUCCACGUUACGAUGGACAGCAGCGUCCUCAAUGUAGUAGUAGAAGCCAACUAUGAUUCAGAGUUGCAACUUAGCCAUCAGUCUUUGGGAGUUUGGGUUUGCUAUGAAACAGUACCACCAUGUAAUUUAUCCUGCAACAACAGGAGCAUGAAUGCAAUUGAUUUUGUUCCUGCGCAAAACACUUUGUUCUUCCUUUUUGGGCGAGUUUCUCUGCUCCCACUUGUUCAGGCGCAGGAGACUCCUAGCAAUUAA
Messenger RNA from Lolium rigidum, 1507 nucleotides. RefSeq names its product mitogen-activated protein kinase kinase kinase 17-like. Gene Ontology annotation, molecular function: ATP binding; protein kinase activity. Bases 161 to 1507 code for a protein of 448 amino acids. The transcript is spliced from 2 exons. Gene Ontology annotation, biological process: protein phosphorylation. The record is from RefSeq and is a predicted model, not a curated record. NCBI's taxonomy places the organism in Eukaryota, Viridiplantae, Streptophyta, Magnoliopsida, Poales, Poaceae.